Scophthalmus maximus (turbot) is the source of this 5550-nucleotide messenger RNA. RefSeq names its product protein yippee-like 1. The transcript is spliced from 5 exons. The record is from RefSeq and is a predicted model, not a curated record. NCBI's taxonomy places the organism in Eukaryota, Metazoa, Chordata, Actinopteri, Pleuronectiformes, Scophthalmidae. Bases 752 to 1111 code for a protein of 119 amino acids.
ACACACACACACGCACCGCCCCCUCCCUCUGCCGGUGUGCAGGCUUGUUGGCCACCAGCAGCCUCAGACGGUGUCCUGGAUGUUGAACUGCGCGUUUCAUUCUAAGCUGCGCUGCGCAUCAUCAGCAUCCUCAUCACGGAAGCCUCAUCAUAAGGAUUUGCGUGUGAUAAAUAACCAGGCCACGGACCGGGGAACAGUCGCGCUGGAGAAGCUUCUGUCCGACAAUGCACGCACUCUGAGCCGCCUCGCGGAUGCGGGACUCUCCUCCUCACGUCGGACCCUCCGGAGUUCUCUUGUCCCGCAGCUCUCGAGCUUCAUGACCGCAGAGGAGCUCCACCGAGGACGCUGGGUGACUUUUUAAUGGCACUCGGCCCGACCUACUACAGGCUGCUGUUUGCCUUCAUGGGACGGUGAAGGUGUCUUUAUUCUCUUCCCCCCCCCCCCCCCCUUUUUUUUUUUUUAAACCUUUUCUUUUUAUUUUGGGAACCGACAUCCGCGCUCAUCCUGCCGCUGCACCGGGGACACCGAGGUCCUCACCGGGGUGUAGUGGUGUCCGAGAGGCGGCGGACUGCGGAGUGUUGUGGUCGGAUUUCCUGCCGUGGCGUCUGUGUGGAGCGUGCCACACACCCACUCCACAACAACGACGGCUUUUGCCUGCAUCCUCCAGUGUUUCUUCUGUCAGCAAGUCCAGCAGAGCUGCAACUCGUCCAGUGCCAGCCCUGACGCCUGCGAGGAGCCCGGCCCCACUGACAUGGUGAAGAUGACCAAGUCCAAGACCUUCCAGGCUUACCUGCCGUCCUGCCACCGCACCUACAGCUGCAUCCACUGCCGGGCGCACCUGGCCAACCACGACGAGCUCAUCUCAAAGUCAUUUCAAGGCAGUCAGGGAAGAGCCUACCUGUUCAAUUCAGUGGUGAAUGUCGGCUGCGGGCCAGCCGAGGAGCGGGUUCUCCUCACGGGUUUACACGCUGUGGCUGAUAUCUACUGUGAAAACUGUAAAACCACCCUGGGCUGGAAAUAUGAACACGCCUUCGAGAGCAGUCAGAAGUACAAGGAGGGGAAGUUCAUCAUCGAGCUGGCUCACAUGAUCAAGGACAACGGAUGGGAGUGACGCUCUCUCCUCCUCCCCCUCUUUUUUUUUCUCUCUGACCUUGGAAUGCUCUUUACUGAACUUGCGUGGAGCGAUGUCCUCCGACCAGCCGAGCCCCGCCCCUCCCCGCCCACCCCACACGCCCCCUUGAAAAAAACAACCUCCACCCACUCGUCUCCGUCGCGUGCACACACACACACACACACACACACACACACACACACACACACACACACACACACACACACACACACACACACACACACACACCUGCUCAUCGUGAAACUGAACUGAACCAAUGUCAUUAAUGCGACGUGGACGGCGAGGAGGAAGAGGAGGAGGAAGAGGAAGAGGAGGAGGAGGAGGAGGAGGAGGAGGAAGUGGAGCAUCACGCCAACAAGGGGGAGUCCCGUCGUCUACUUUGAAGAUUGUGUGUCCGGCGCUUUUCGGGUUCGAUUCCCGCCCACUCGGUCGCCCCGCCCCCCUCCCCUCCAUCACCCCGCGAACCACGCUUACAAGUCAUUGUGGCGAUGUGGCGGCCACGGUCGCCCGGCAACAGGAGGUCCGCUGGAAAAAAGACAUUUCUUUGUUUUUUCUCGGACGACUCCGAUGACUUUGUUAUUAUUAUUUUUUUUUCCUUUCGUGGAUAUUUUUAAUGUUAUUUUUGCUCGUUUCUGGGUUUUUGGGGUUUGGAGGCAGAUGGAUGUUACUGGUUAGCAUUUUAUUUCCCCCCCUGUCGAGUCCGUCACGUUAUGUUGUUCCGUCGUAUCUCUGCCUGUAGCUGAGCACGCUUUUCUUUCGCUGACGGCCAAAUGCGCAAUCAGGGACGGGGAGGGGGGAGGGAGGAGGGAGGGGGCGGGGUCUUAUCGUAGAUACAAAUAUGUAGCAGCAUCUUGCUUCUUUUAAAGUGGAAACAGGCAGAACGCAGUAGUGUGGGAUUUUUAUACCUUAUUUCUCUUGUCGUUGUUUUUAUCAUUUUUCUUUAUUGCGAAUUUUCCUCACCCCCCCUUCUUCUGGUAGCACCUGGUAUAUUAUUUUUUACUUAAAGUUGUAUGCGUGUGUGUGUCCGUGUGUGUAUAUCUGAUAUAUAUAUAUAUACGCACACGCAUAAAUUAUAUUUGUAGUGUUUGGCUGAAUGCGAUUGUGGCUGGUCCCAUUUUGCAGCCGAACCACGAGAGUGAAAAGAAAAACAUAAAAAACUCCUAACGGCAGAUUGUAUCGUUCCCACUGUCGAGUGAUGAAAUGACAAAGAGACACAACUACAUAUGAAUAUAUAUAUAUACACACAUUCUACGAAGAAAUAUCCAUAAUUACUAUGAAAUUGUAGUACGUAGAUAUUGGAACCUGGAUUUUAUAUAUAUAUAUAUACAUAUAUAUAUAUAUGUAUAUAUAUAUGUAUAUAUAUAUAAUUGCUGUCAUGCACAUAUGUAUAUAUGCAUAUGACUUUGUGUAUAUAUGCACCGUGUGUGUGUGUGUGUGUGUGUGUGUGUGUGUGUGUGUGUGUGUGUGUGUGUGUGUGUGUGUGUGUGUGUGUGUGUGUGUGUGUGUGUGUGUGUGUGUGUGUGUGUGUGUGUGUGUGUGUUCUUUGCGGAGGCCGGUGGUUCAUCGCAGUUUGGAGGCAAAAACAUUUUCGUUUGGCUCUCGCCUGUUUCUUUUCUUUUUUCCGUCUCUUUCUUUUUCUUUGCCUCCUCGCAGACGCACGACAGGUCGUUGUCGGAGACGGAGAGAAAAGUUUGAGCCGGGACAGUUUGGAAGGAUUUUGCUCGUCUCCUUUAGGGGACUGGACGUUUGCUCUUUAUUCCCAUUAAAUUGGUGUGGAUUUGAUUUAAAUAACCAAAUUUAGCAGUUUCCAUUUCUUUGCUGCUGCUGUCCUAGAAAUCCUGCUCCCCCCCCCCCCCCCCCCCCCCCCCCUGUAGGUCUUUUGCACUUUAUGCUUAUCCGUCUCUCUCUGUCUCUUCAAGCAUACGAAUUGACUCACGUGCAAUUUUGAAAAAUGUGAUUUGCCUCCAAGCCGCAUGAAUCUUGUGCCUCUUCAAGACAAAAUGCCCCCCCCCCCCCCCCCCCCCCCCCCCCUGUUGUGCCGUGCAUAACUCCAAACCAACCUAACGUAACCUUCUUCACCAAAGUCCCUUUGUCGUUUGUCUUUUUAUUUUAUUCCUCGAGUUGGUCUACUGUACUUACACGCAUAUGUAUUUUCUAUCUUACGAUUUAGCGGGUGCAAAAAUCCGACGGAUGUUAAUUCAGCGUAUUAUUUUUUCAGAGUAAAAGAUGGAGGAAGAGGUUUUAUUACGUUCUAUGAGGGAUGUGGGACGGGAGAGAUUAAAAAAAAACAAAAACAAUCAGCAGUGAUAGAUUUACUUUGCCGGCGAGGUUCAGUCAUAUCACACACACGACCUUUUAUUAUUAUUAUUAUUAUUAAGAAAAAAGAGAAAAACGAUGACAAUGCAAAACCCUUAAUAAGCGUCAGCGGUGAUGAACCUACUUGAAGAAAAACACGUUUAGACGGAAACACAGCGGAGACGUUUGGCCCUGUUACAUUUUUUGUACAUAAAGUAACAUAUUUAAGGUUUUUUAUAUGUAUUUCUACUGGGUUAGUUCAGUUACUUCCCGACUUGAAGCACUUUUGUUCACUGUACCUCUGGCCGUGUGUGCGUGUGUGUGUGUGUGUGUGUGUGUGUGCGUGUGCGUGUGCGUGUGUGUGUGUGCACGCCUGCACACGGAAAACGAAUGUCAAGUUCCUUUUUUCCUCUAAAAGUUUAAUUUCUCUCGGGUUGUUGUCUGUCUAUUUUUUCCUCUUAGUUUCUUUGUUUCUUCCCCACGUCGGAGGAUUCCCUUAGCUUUUCUUCUUUGGCAACGCUGCUCUGUGGAUAUCUGAUUGUAUUUCCUUUCGCAACCUGCUCGUUUCGUCCAGAGAAAGAAGGAGACUUGUGAUUUCUCUGAUCUGUUCGAUUGAUUGUGUGGAUGUUUCGUGUUCACCACCAACCGACCCCCGAGGCUUCGUCCCGGUUGUUGUAACAGUUGAUAGACGUUCCAGACACGUCUCCCGAAACAAUCCGGGCUUCUCUUCGCUUGAAUUUGACGCAUCCACUGACCCACAAGCCCCCCGUUGUGCAAAUGGUGCAUUACUGUCAUUACGGAUUCAUCUGUCGACUAUUUUUCUCGAUUUGUCCUCUGGUCCAUAAAAUGGUGAAAGAUGUCGAUCGUGUUUCCCAGAAAAACCACCGAGAUGAUGUUUUAUUGUUUUGUCCACACAGCGAACAGUAUUCACGUCACUGUCACAGAGGAGCGAAGGAACCAGAACAUAUUCACAUUGAAGAAGCUGAAAUCGAAUCAUUUUUCGUUAAAAAAAGCUACUUGAAGCGAUUGGUCGAUUAUGAAAAACACUUGGCGAUUCAUGUAGUCGCCCGAUCGCUCCUCGAACGACCCGUGCAGCUCUGGUGAUCAUCAUUGAAGUCCCGUGGGAGAAGCGGGUACUCGUCGGUCGUUUGGCAAUUCUUUGCUUUUGGAAAAAAAAAAAGAAAGAUGGCUCCCGACACAAAGCUUUGCCUUCAGUCGCCCGGCGGGGGGACGUCACGUCACCAGCCAUGUGAGCAGACUGUCACACUUCUGCUUCCACCGUUACUGAAUGAUGGAGACGUCACUUUUCCUCCUCUCGCACGCACGCACACACGCACGCACGCACGCACACACACGCACACACACACACAGCCAGUUUCCUCCAAAGGAUCUUCUCCAACAUGGCGUCCGUGACCCAACUGCAGAGCCUCUCCACGCGUCUUCUCUCCCUCGCUCCCCCUUUUUUCCCCGAUCCGCCGGCCGAAUGAGUCGAAUGCGACGGCAAAUACGACGCUACCAAAUACGAGAACCAGGUUCCGUCCCACGCGUCCGGCGACGAUUGUUUUCCGAUUGCGAUUCGACUGUUAAUAAACCAAAUCUAAGAAGGAGAGAAACUCUUGUCUUUUCCGUGGAAUGUCUCCGGUCCUCUGGACUCCACAGCGUCCAACGGCCGCCGGGGCGACGGCCAUGUAGAUAUUUUGCUGCUGAACAAAACUGUUUACUUUUUAAUUGUCAUUAUGUAUGUUUUCUUUUUUCGGUUUGUUACCGUGACACUGGCUACCUACUUUUACUUUUCUGGGGGAAACCGCAAACCUGACAGGACGUGGAUCACGAGGGGGGAAAAGAACGUACAAGCUCUUUGUCCUGGGACUGUUAAACUGCAGUUUAAAGGUCUGAAGCAUGUUGUAUUUAUAAUGGCUAUGUGUCGUGCCUGUUUUAUUAUUGUUAUGAUUAUGAUUAUGAUUUUGUUUCACUUUUCUUUCCUAAAUUUAAAGACAAAACUAUUAUAUGCUUUUCGUUUGACUUCGUUGCUUUGCGUUCUGUAUCAGUGAAGCCAUGUCACACGUCUGUUUUCACUCUAAUGUAAACUAUCGGAUAUCACAAUAAAUUUUCAAUGGCAUUAA